AUGAGAGAAGGAUUGAGAGGGAUUAAAGAGGAAGUAAGGAAAGUAGCGGAGGAACAAAAGGAGGAGCUAAGAAGGGAAGUAGAAAGGUUAAGAGAGGAAUUAGGCAUGAGGGAGGAGACUUGGAAAAAGGAGAGGGAAGAGUUGAAGGCAAAAAUAGAAAAAAUAGAACGAGAAUUGGAAGGGAGGAAAAUAAGGAGGGGAAAAGAAAGAGAGGUUGAACGAGGAGUGAUAGAAAGUGGAAAGGAAACGAAUAAGAAUGUGGAAUGGAAGGAAAGGGAAUGGAAGGAAGGAAAUGAAGGAAUUGGAAAGAAGAUGGGAAAUGAAGGAAAGGGGAGAGAGGAGAAGGAACAUUCUGAUAAAAGGAAUAAAGGGAGGAGAAAGGGAGUUAGAGAAAAGAGUGGAGGAAAUACUAGAGGGGAUAGGAGGGAAAGUGAAAUUGGAGGACGUAAGGAAAAUAGAAGCUGGUAG
This is a messenger RNA of Wasmannia auropunctata (little fire ant), 468 nucleotides long. RefSeq names its product myb-like protein X. The transcript has a single exon. Bases 1 to 468 code for a protein of 155 amino acids. Lineage: Eukaryota; Metazoa; Arthropoda; Insecta; Hymenoptera; Formicidae. The record is from RefSeq and is a predicted model, not a curated record.